Molecule: messenger RNA, 1364 nt
Organism: Camponotus floridanus (Florida carpenter ant)
Lineage: Eukaryota; Metazoa; Arthropoda; Insecta; Hymenoptera; Formicidae
Gene: eIF2Bbeta
Product: translation initiation factor eIF-2B subunit beta
Exons: 6
Coding region: 192-1253 (353 amino acids)
Biological process (GO): translational initiation
Cellular component (GO): eukaryotic translation initiation factor 2B complex
Molecular function (GO): translation initiation factor activity; guanyl-nucleotide exchange factor activity
Source: RefSeq, a predicted model, not a curated record
GACAAAUGACUCAAAGUAAAUACAUGUGCGCGUAUAACCUAGUAGCACAUUUUCUCUUUGAAUUAGGUGUCUAAAAGACCGAAUGAGACAAGAUCGGUUGACGGCACGAUUAAACAUCUUAAUAAAAAAAAAAUUCUCUCUGAAUUAAUAAUCUUUGUUAUAGAUUUGACAAGUAUUUAAGUGCGAUAAAAAUGAUUGACUCACCGCCGGAAAAAAUCAAUGAAAGCGUGCUGAAAUUGAUAAACAACAUUCAUUACGGAGAUGUCAAAGGCACAUAUAACAUCGUAUUAGCUACUAUUUCCGUGUUGAAAGAGAUCAUCAACAAUACAGAAUGGAAUACAGCAAAAGAUUUAAUGGAUAGUAUCACACUGAAUGGAAAGUAUUUGAUCGAGGCUCUUCCUCUUGAGGCUUCUAUUGGAAAUAUGGUAAGAAGAACACUACAGAUUAUUAGGGAAGAAUAUAUUUUGGAAUUAAAAAACAAGACAGAAGAAACAGAUCCUCAAGAGUCCUUGCAUAAGAUCCUCACUGCAGAAAAUGAUCAACAAAUAGAUUUUAAUACCUCAGUGCCUUCUCUAAAAUCUGCUCUUCUUGAGCACAUUGUUGAAUUUGAAACAGAAUUGGAAACGUGCUUAGAAAAUAUUACAGAGCAGGCCUCAGAACAUAUACACUCAAAUGAAAUUAUAAUGACUAUUGGGAAAUCAAAGUUGGUAGAGGAGUUUUUCAAGAAAGCCGCCAGUACUAGAGCCUUCGAUGUUAUAGUAGCCGAGGGUGGGCCGUUUUUAAACGGUCACGAAAUGGCAGUGAAUCUGGCCAAGGCGAAGAUCAAGACUACAUUGAUAUCGGACGUGGCGAUUUUCGCAAUGAUGUCGCGAGUUAAUAAAGUCAUAAUAGGCACUCACACCGUUAUGGCAAAUGGUGGACUUCGAGCAAUCUCUGGAGUGCAUACAGUAGCGCAAGCCGCCAAGCAUUAUUCCGUUCCAGUGAUGGUUUUGUUACCACUUUACAAGCUCUCACCCCUUUAUCACAGUUCAUAUAAACAGAACGGCUUCAACAAACACGUUUCACCAAUGCAGGGCGUAAUCGACAGCGCUAAUACACAAUUACUUGAGAAAGUACACGCGUAUAAUCCCGUAUUCGAUUACGUUCCACCAGAUUUAGUCACAUUAUUUAUCUCAAACACAGGCGGAAAUGCACCAUCUUACAUAUAUAGAUUGCUUAGUGAAUUGUAUCAUCCUGAUGAUUAUGAAUUGUAAAUAUCUAAACCUUUAUGUAAACCAAUAUGACCUAAAUAUGUAUACAAUAUGACCUAAAUAUAUGUAAUAUGACCUAAAUAUGUAUACCUAAAUAUAUAUACAAAUGUUUAU